This is a messenger RNA of Heterostelium album PN500, 156 nucleotides long. RefSeq lists its product as uncharacterized. The record is from RefSeq and is a predicted model, not a curated record. Bases 1 to 156 code for a protein of 51 amino acids. The transcript has 2 exons. NCBI's taxonomy places the organism in Eukaryota, Evosea, Eumycetozoa, Acytosteliales, Acytosteliaceae.
AUGAGUUUUAGUAUAUUGAUGACAAGUGAGAUGUCUAGUACAGUUUUGUAUUUGUGUUCUGUGCUGAGUUUGUUUUUGUUUAGUUUUUCUUUAGUCUUGAAACUGUUAAAAAUUAGAAUUGUAUUUAAACCAAUAACUUCUGAUGCCAUUCAAUAA